Molecule: messenger RNA, 3074 nt
Organism: Rhizophagus irregularis DAOM 181602=DAOM 197198
Lineage: Eukaryota; Fungi; Glomeromycota; Glomeromycetes; Glomerales; Glomeraceae
Source: RefSeq, a predicted model, not a curated record
UUUAUAUAAUUUUUGAAAUAAAAUAUAAUUUUUUAACGUCACAACAGCUCCAACUGCUGUUAAGGACUCUUUCACUUUUUUUAAAAAAAAGAAACUAUUCGAUUUAUUCGAAAAAAGUUUCGAAUUAAUAAUCCUUUUUCUUUUUCUUUUCUUUUUUCUUUUUUUUUUUUACCGAAAAUCAGUCGCUGUGCGGCUCCAUCAAGUCUUUCAUUCUCUGAAAAGUGUGGUCACGCAACCACACUUACAUAUUAGGCAAUUGUGGAGUUCAUUUACUGGACAACCUCAAAAAGAUUUGGAUAUGUCACAACCUGACAUAAUUAAUCAUAAUCGUCCUAUUUCUUCUUCCUCAAAUCGUCAUCCAACUAUCAAUGAUGAUGACAAUGUUGUCGAUCAAAGAAUUUCAAUUAUGACGUCUCCUACUUCAGUAAAAAGAUAUGCAACUUAUGAUUUGAAUUGGAAUAAUUUAAAUUACGAUCUUGAUCAAAAUAAUCAAGAUAAUGAUAUUAUUACAAAUUCCGCACAGGCUGCGAGAUGGUCUUUACCUAAUUCCCCUAAUUCUAAUACAGUUACUACUCAAGAACAAUCACCACCACCACCACCACAACAACAAAAACAACGUCAUUCUAAAAUAAGAAAAUCUAUAUCUCCAAUAAUAAUUAAUACAAAAAAAUCUGAUUUACGUGACAAGAAUGAUGAUGAACCUCAAUCACCUUUUGGAGGUAUUACGGUUACAACUGUUAAAGUGGUAGAAAUCCUUCAUAGUCCUACAGAAAAAGAUGAUGAUUUUAAUGGUAUUAAAUCUCAACAAAGAAAAUCUCGUCCUGAACUUUUAAAUCUUUCUUCUGAAGAACUUCCUGUUGGUAUAAUUACUAGUGAAAGUAGUAAAGAUCGUAAACAUAAUAAACAGAGAAUUAAUUUAUCUUUACCUCCAUCAAAUUCUGUUUCAUCUUUAUCUCUAAAGAAUCCAAAAUUAUUAAAUCAAAAAAAACGUUCUUCAAUAAUAAAUUCUCAAAAAAUAAAAGGAAAUAAAAAUUUAAAAAAAUCAGAGAUGAUCAUACCAAAAGAAAUGUCUUUUAUUGAUCCAAGAUUAUUGGCGAUUAAUAAUUCUCUUGUUAGAGCUCCAACAAUAAUAACAACAACAACAACAGCAACAACAACAAAUCGUAAUCGUAAAACAAUAAGACGUGGUGGAAGUUUUUAUAGAAAAAAAUUACCUCCAAAAAAUUUGGAAUUUGGUUCUACUUCAAAUCCAAUAUAUUCUAAUGAUCCAACUGAUAUGGAAGCUGAUUUACCUCCUAUUAAACAUAAAACAUUUCCUUGGUUACCUGGUCCACCUAAACCACCUCAAUUACUUCAUGCUUCUCUAGUUCCUCUUCCUCGUGUGAAUCGUGUAGCUAUUAAUAAUCAUGAUUCUCAUAUUAAAAAUACUUUGGAUAAUAAUGAAAAUCCGAAAAGAAAAUCAAAAUUUAAUUCUAAUCGUUUAUCACGUGCUAAUUCUCAAAGAAGACGUACUUCAAUAAUUGAACCUGAUCCAAAUCGUGCUUCUUUAAUAUUUAGACGUCAAAUUAUGGAAGAAAGUUUGAUGAUGUCAUUUGGUGGAAUGAUGAUGAAUGGUGUUCAACAACAACCUACUUCAAUAUCAAAACCACCAAUUAGACGAAAAACUAAAAAAGGUAGUAAUGCUAAAUUAGAAGAUAGAGAAGUAAGACGUGAAAGACGUAGGAAAGAAAAAUUAGUGAAAAAACUUAAAGAAUCUCAAAAUGUUUUAUCAAAUAAUAAUAAUAAUAAUUUAAAUAAUAAUCAAAUAGAAGGAAAAGAUAUAAUGAAUGAAAAUAAUGUUAGAGAAUUUCAUAUGGGACCUCAGCCACCACCAAGGAAACAAUCACAUGAUAAACCUAUAAUCCCAUCACCGCAAAAACCUAAAAAUAAUGCUUUACCUUUACUUUCUUCACCACCAGAUCGAAGAUUAGGAAAUUCUAAUGUUAACUCAUCUUUAGAACAUUCAACUGAUGAACCUCUACCUUUUCCAGCUCAUUUGGCUCGUUCAACUUUAUUUGAAAAUAAUUCAAAUAAGGAAAGAUCAAAGCGUAAACAACAACCAUAUUCACCUUCAAAAGGUCAACCGAUCCCUUCACCUAUUUCAUCUAUAUCAAAUAAUUCCCGUGUUAUUACUUCCAAUCCGGAAGGAAAAGAACUCACUGAUGAUGAUGUUUCACAACAUGAAGUUAUUAAUUCUGAAGAAACUAGUUCAAUUAAUCAAUUACCUUCUCCAAAUAAGUCUCAAAAGAUUGGGAAAAAUAUUUUGGGUUUAUUUAAUAAACAAACAACAAAAGAUUCUACGAGUCCAUCAAUUUCGCAAAUUAGUUCACCUACACAAUUAUCACUACAAUCACCACCAACCACGCCAAUCACAUUAUCAUCAACAACUCCACCGCAAUCUCCACCAUUAAGUCCGAAAACAUUAAAGGUACCUCAACAGUUGUUAGGGAAAUCUAUCCAAAACCCAGAGAAAAAAAAGAAGAUGGAACAAUUUGAAGCUUUAAUUGCUAAUUCGGAAACAUCAAGUAGCAAAAAACCCAUCAGUGGAAAAAUAAGGGCUAUUACAACAGCGAUAACCACAGUUGCAUCAACCGCUACUUCAUCAGCUUCUUCAAGUAUAAGUAUGAGGAAAAAAUCUGCUGAUGGAACCCCUUAUAAUAGUCCUAGACAUUCAAGUGAAGGAUCAUUUAAAAGUGAGGGAAAAGAAAGUGAGAAAAAGAAUGGUCUAAAAAGAGACUCUUCAAAUAGAGGUUCAUUAGCUGAAUCUGUUCGUUAUAGAUCAGAUGAAAUGUCAGAAUUAGGACCAGGUGAUGAUGGUGUGAUAAGAGUGACAUUAACUCCGGAAGUUUGUCGAUGAAAAACCCAAAAGUAAUUGUGUAUUUAAUAUUUUUAUUUAUCAUUAUUUUAUUACUUGUGUACAUAUGUUUUCAUAAUACUUUCUGUGUUAUAAUUAUGUGUCUUUAGAAAGGACUUAUAUUUUAAUAGCACGAUACAAAUAAAUUACUUAAUAUAUUAUUAUUAUUUUCUUUUUUUUU